Molecule: messenger RNA, 6585 nt
Organism: Lolium perenne
Lineage: Eukaryota; Viridiplantae; Streptophyta; Magnoliopsida; Poales; Poaceae
Source: RefSeq, a predicted model, not a curated record
AUGGAGGCCUACAUAGGUCUCCGUCCUACAAAAGAAGCCUUUGCUCACUUCUUCGGCCUCCGGAUCAACUCUGUCCAAGGCAAGGACAUUCCCAAUCCCAAACCUCCGGUCCAGUGCGGAUCCUGCAUCAUCAGCGCGCGCCAGGGGAGUCCCUUUUUCAAAUUUUCUGGUCUGGAGUCAUGCCGGGCAUGGCAAGAGACCUUCUUUUACGUGAAGAACAAGGGCGCCGCGGAUUUCAUCAAUCUGCCGGCUUACAUUCCGGGGACCCCGUCGAAGGCCAACUGGAAGUUCAAUCCGGGGACCAACCACAUCGAAACCAACCGGAUUGUUCGAUUCCUGGAGAAGCUCAAGAAUGACACGGCCAUCUGUUCCGACGACAUCAUCCGCGCGUUCAUCUCACGCCGGGUGCUCCCUCUCCAGCGUCGGUCUCACAAGAUGAGCCAGAUGUGCGGCCGCCGCGAUCCGACCAAGAUCACCAGCUGCGCCCUAAGCAAAGAGGAUGUAGUCCUCAAGGCUAGGUCUGCGAGCGCUUUCCUCGCAUUGCUGCGGAAGCACUACAAGGCCCUCCCCGCAAGCGCCCCUUGGACGAAGUGGAUCCGGAUCCCUACAUCUCCCCUCAGCCAGCGCCAACCCACGAGGUUGUGGAGCACGCUGCGCCCCUGCGAGCGAGAGGUUGGCCAGGAGUUCCUGGACAAACUCUCCACCGGGCCGAGAAGAAAAAAAGCGCCGGCACCCGAAGCCGGUUCGAGCGAUGCUCCUCCCGCCAAGCGCUCCCGGAAGGAAGUGGUUGCCGGGAAACAAGUCACCGCCAAGCGCUACCGGAAACGGGAAAUGCCGAUUGCUUCCGGCCCCGCGCUCAAGAUCUCCAAGAGCGCCAGUGGCAUGAGGCCGGAAGGUUCUGAGGACGCCGCCAGGGCCUCACCUCCCCCUCAACCAAGUCCGAAGAAGAAGAAGACAAUCGCUUCCUCCCUCUCCAAGCCCGUGUCGGAUCCUUCCGCGCCGGCAGGCUCUUCCCCGGCAAAGGACGCACCGGACGCUCCUGCGCCAACCAACGACGCACCAACGCCUCCACCGGCUGCCCCUACCGGCAAGCUUACACCUCCGGAGGGCGCCAAGUCCUCCGCGCAAGAUCCUGGCGCGGUUGUCACCGCUGCCGGCUCUCCCUCCUCCGACUCGCAGUCCCUUGUACUGCAUGCCGGCCGGGCCGCCCUUGUGGCCGGAGAAAUGGCUUCAGCUCAGCUGGGCCGGAUCACCGAGCUCACCCACGGAGGAGCCGAUCUGGGCCACCUCGCUGAUUACGCUGAGAAGUGGAAUCAGGCGGAUCUGUCCCCAGCGACGCGCGGCCUGGGGAAGGACAAGCUGCCGGUGGUUGACCCUGCCGGCCCCCGGAGCACAGGGCAGCACUUUGGCCGGCUGCGGCGCGCGGUCAAAGAAUUUGACACCGCGUGGCACGACGCCAACAACAACGUGAUGCUGAAAAGGAGCAGCUUGCCGUUGAGCACCGCAAGGCCACUGGACGCUCGGGAGAAAAUCUCUGCUGAGCUGAAGGAUAGCCUUAUGCAGGCUGAACUCCGGCACGCGCAGGAACUCAAGGAGGCGCAUGCCGCUGCUGAGGCCAAGCUGAAUGAGUCUCUGAACGAGUUCACCCAUUCCAGCGCGGUGCUGCGAGCGGAGCUAGAAGAGGAGAGCCGAGCGCGGAAGGAGGCGCAAGACCGGAUCGCCACCCUUACCAUAGAUCAGGGUGAAUACGACCGGUUGGUCGUUCAAGCCGAUACACUGGCCCUCCAGCUCUUCCCGGAUUCCCAGCCCUUUGCACUAAAGCAGGUAAUGGAGCGCAGGAUUGAGCAAUCUCUCAGCAACCCGGAUGCGCCCCGGGAUCCUUAUGAUCAUCUCGUGGCGCUGGCUGCCUGGAUCUCGCAUAUGAGAGCUGUGGACCGGCAUCUGGUCAUCCCCUCCUCGACCUGCAUCUCCUCCUCGGAGCUCCAAGGACGGCAGAGCCAGUACAAGGACGCGAGCUUCUUCCUGUCCAACAUCAGCCCGGCCGUCUCCUUCGUCUACGCCGGCCAGCACCUCCUCCGCCUCCCUCUCUCGACACCAAGCAAACCUCGGAUGGUUAGACCUCCACCACCUCCUCCGCUGGGACCAACCCUGUUGCAUAUGACUCAGCUGUUGGGUCAGAUGCAGCAAACCCAGCACAGCUUUGAUCAAGCUCGUCAAGGCUAUGGCCGAGUGAUGAUCCGGGACUUCCUGCAGCUGAACCCGCGAUCGUUCGACUCUACUCCUGAACCGCUGGAUGCAGAUGAUUGGGUGCGCGAUGUCAACCGCAUGCUCAACACAGCAGGAGUCGCCCCAGAAGACAAGGUGCGGUUUGCGACUCACCUACUGACAGGAGGGUCCGCCGCAUGGUGGGAGAACUUUCUCGAGAUGCGUCCUGCCAAUGCGCCUGAUGUCACAUGGGAAGAGUUCAGGGAAGCUUUCAGAAGUCACCACAUUCCUGAAGGGCUCAUGGACAGGAUGAAGGAGAAAUUCCUCAGUCUCGUUCAAGGCAACAAAGAUGUGAUGGCGUACAGCAUCGAGUUCUCCAAGCUAGCUCGCUAUGGUGGUGAAGAAGUGUCUACUGAUGCCAAGAAGCAGAAGAGGUUCCGUAAUGGCCUCAAGCCGGCACUCAAGUACGCGCUCACUCAUGUCACGGUGGAAACCUUCGACAAGCUUGUCAACACUGCCAUCAAGGAAGAGUCGGGUAGGCUUGCGUUCGAGGAUUCGCGCAAGCAUACUCGAGAGGUUGGUGCUCCUUCAGCAUCAACGCCGCCUCAGAAGCGCAGGUUGUGGGUUCCUUAUCCCGCACCACCAAGACAAGCUGCACAAGCUGGAUAUGCUCCCCGCGCCGCAAAUGCUGGGUAUGCUCCCCGCCCACCCACCCCACAGCUACAGCAGAGGACCUACCAACCUCCGCCAAGGCCUGCAUAUGGUGGACCAAGGCCGAUGGGUCCACGUGCCGACCCCACGUGCUACAAGUGUGGCCAGGCAGGGCACAUCUCCACCUUCUGCCCUCAGAAGCUGCCUCCGCCACCACCUCGCUCUACUCCGGCACAAGCGAUGGUUCGUGCACCAGCUCCGGGCCGUGCCUUCAACAACAACAACAGGCAAGGUCCGAGGGCUGCUCGCGUCAACAACCUCAACAUCGAGCAGGCUGAACAAGCUACCGAUGUCGUGCUUGGUACUUUGCUUGUUAACUCUAUCCCUGCAAAAGUUCUGUUUGAUACGGGAGCUUCACUUUCCUUUGUGUCGCUUCCGUUCUCUCAAAAGCACGAGUUACCGGUUGAGUACUUGUCCAAAUCUUUCACGGUUGUUUCUCCCGGAGGAAUGUUGGAAGCGCUAAGAAUAAGUCAUGGCAACCAAAUUCAAAUUGGAAACCAUAUGUUCCUUGCGUCCCUCAUCGAGCAAAGAUCUUCUGGUAUCGAUGUCAUCCUUGGCAUGGAUUGGUUGAAGGCCAACAAAGUUGUCAUUGAUUGCGCCAAGCAUUCAGUUUCUCUUCCUACUCCGACAGGAACCUUGACCUAUACACCUUCUCAGACACCUUCCGUUCAGCUCUUUGCUUUGAAUCCUAGUUCUCUUCCGGAGCUUGAGUCUAUACCGGUGGUUUGCGACUUUCCUGAUGUUUUUCCUGAAGAACUUCCAGGUAUGCCACCUGACAGGGCUGUUGAGUUCGUCAUUGAACUAGAGCCUGGAACAGCUCCUAUCUCAAAGCGGCCAUACAAAAUGGGUCCAAAUGAGUUGGUUGAACUCAAGAAGCAGCUUGACGAGUUGCAAAAACUCGGUUUCAUUCAGCCAAGCACUUCUCCAUGGGGAUGUCCUACCAUCUUCGUCAAGAAAAAGGAUAAAACUGAUCGAUUGGUGGUUGACUACCGCCCUCUCAAUGAGAAAACGAUCAAGAAUACAUAUCCUCUUCCUCGCAUCAAUGAGCUCUUUGAUCAGCUUGCGGGUGCAACUGUGUUCUCUAAGAUGGAUUUGAGAAGCGGUUAUCACCAAAUCAAAAUCCGCAAAGAGGAUGUACCCAAGACAGCCUUCAAAACUCGUUACGGUCUCUAUGAAUACACCGUCAUGUCCUUUGGCCUCACUAAUGCUCCUGCCACUUUCUCUCGUUUGAUGAACUACAUUUUCAUGGAGUACCUCGACAAGUUUGUGGUAGUCUAUCUCGAUGAUAUCCUUGUCUACUCCAAGUCCAAUGAGGAGCAUGAAGAGCAUCUUCGCCUCAUCCUCAUGAAACUUCGUGAACAUCGUCUUUAUGCCAAGUUCUCUAAAUGUGAAUUCUGGCUUCCUCAAGUUGUCUAUCUUGGCCAUGUCAUUUCCGGAAAAGGCAUUGCUGUCAAUCCUGAAACCGUCAAGGCGAUCGUUGAAUGGCUUCCUCCGAAGAAUGUCAAGCAAGUGAGAAGUUUCCUCGGUUUGGCAAGUUACUGCCGCCGCUUCGUUGAGAAUUUCUCCAAGAUCGCCAAGCCUCUUACCGAUCUCCUGAAGAAAGACAAGAAGUUCCUUUGGUCUCCUCAAUGUCAAGAAAGCUUUGACCUCCUCAAGCAGAAGCUCACUUCAACACCUGUCCUUGUUCUACCAGAUACUUCUAAACCUUUCCAGAUAUUCUGUGAUGCCUCUCUUCAUGGACUAGGUGUUGUCCUCAUGCAAGAACGUCAAGUUGUGGCGUAUGCUUCUCGUCAGUUGAAAAAGCAUGAACUCAACUAUCCCACACAUGAUCUUGAGCUUGCAGCUGUGUUACAUGCUUUAAUAACAUGGCGCCAAUACUUGUUGGGCAACAAAUGUGAGAUCUUCACUGACCACAAGAGUCUCAAAUACAUCUUCACCCAACCUAACUUGAACCUCCGUCAAACGAGAUGGAUGGAAACCAUCAAGGACUUUGAUCUGUCUAUCAACUACACUCCAGGCAAAGCUAAUGUCAUGGCUGACGCCCUUAGUCGCAAGUCCUAUUGCAACAACCUCAUGAUUCAAGAAAGUCAACCUGCUCUUUAUGAAGAAUUCAGGAAAUUGAAUCUUGAGCUCGUUCCCCAAGGCUACCUUGCAAACUUGGUGAUCACGCAGACUCUUGAAGAUAAGAUCCGAAAAGGACAGUUGCGAGAUAUUUGCAGCAAGAACAUCAAAGAGAAUAUGCACAAGCCCAAGUACAAGUCCUUCUCUAUCGACGAUCAAGGAACUCUGUUCUUCCAAGGUCGUUUUGUUGUUCCGAACGAUCCAGACCUGAGAAACCUUAUUCUCAAAGAAGCUCACGACACUCCUCUUUCUAUACAUCCUGGAAGCACAAAGAUGUAUCUCGAUAUCAAGUCUACCUAUUGGUGGACUAGGAUGAAAAGAGAUGUUGCUCGCUAUGUUUCAGAAUGUGAUGUCUAUCGCCGUGUCAAAGCAGAACAUCAAAGACCUGCCGGUGUCCUCCAACCCUUGAAGAUUCCUGAAUGGAAAUGGGAUAAGAUUGAGAUGGACUUUGUAACUGGUUUUCCAAAAUCUCGAAAAGGCAAUGAUGCUAUCUUCGUGGUGAUCGACCGUCUUUCCAAGGUUGCUCACUUCCUUCCUGUCAAAGAGACAAUAUCUGCUAGUCAGUUGGCUGAGCUCUACACCGCAAAGAUCGUCUCUCUUCAUGGUGUUCCCUUGGAAAUAAGCUCUGAUCGCGGAAGUAUCUUCACUUCCAGAUUUUGGGCUAGCUUUCAGAAAGCUAUGGGAACUAAUCUGCUCUUCAGCACCGCUUACCAUCCGCAAACGAGUGGGCAAGUCGAAAGAGUCAAUCAGAUUCUCGAGGACAUGCUCCGUGCUUGUGUUAUCUCCUUCGGCAUGAAAUGGGAAGAAUGCCUUCCAUUCGCUGAGUUCUCUUACAACAACAGCUAUCAAGCCAGUUUGGGCAUGGCACCUUUCGAAGCUCUCUAUGGUCGCAAAUGCAGAACACCUCUAAACUGGUCUGAAACCGGUGAAAGGCAAAUCUUUGGCCCCGAUGUCAUCAACGAGGCUGAAGAAAAGGUGCGAAUCAUUCGUGACAAUCUGAAGAUAGCACAAUCUCGGCAUAAAAGCUAUUAUGACAGCAAGCACCGUGAUAUGAUCUAUCAGCCUGGAGAUCAAGCUUACCUCCGUGUUACUCCAAUGAGGGGCACUCAUCGCUUUGGUAUCAAAGGCAAGCUGGCGCCAAGAUACAUUGGUCCCUUCAAAGUUCUAGCAAAGCGUGGUGAAGUCGCUUACCUCCUUGAACUCCCUGAGAAGCUCUCAAAAGUACACGAUGUCUUCCACGUGUCACAGCUCAAGAAGUGCUUCAAAGAUCCGGACCGUACAGUUGAUCACGAGUCCAUUGACCUCCAAGAAGACCUCUCCUACAAAGAGCAUCCCGUUCGGAUUCUUGAUGAAGCUGAACGUCGAACUCGCAACAACUCUGUCAAGUUCCUCAAGGUGCAGUGGUCGCACCAUUCCGAUAAAGAAGCAACUUGGGAGCGGGAAGAUCAACUCCGUUCCGAGUACCCGUCCUUCUUCUCUUCUUCCUGAGAAUCUCGGGGCGCGAUUCCUUCAAGGGGGGGCGUUUGUAACAUCCCAAGAGUAAUACAU